Messenger RNA from Habropoda laboriosa, 639 nucleotides. Its product is annotated as peroxisomal membrane protein 2. The record is from RefSeq and is a predicted model, not a curated record. Gene Ontology annotation, cellular component: membrane; cytoplasm. Bases 79 to 639 code for a protein of 186 amino acids. Lineage: Eukaryota; Metazoa; Arthropoda; Insecta; Hymenoptera; Apidae. The transcript is spliced from 5 exons.
UUUUACGAAAUAUCACGUUUAAGCCUCAGUUCUCUUUUAUCUAUCAGUUAUUUAACGUAGAGAAAUAAAACGACCAGAAUGGCACUUUCUAAACCUACAAAUUUAAUUCUUCAACUUACCAGUGCUUAUUUUGAACGUCUUUAUACUAGUCCGGUAAAAACUAAAGCAAUCACUAGUUGUAUCAUCGCCACUCUCGGAAAUUUUAUAUCGCAAAAAAUUUCGGGUGUAAAACGCAUUAACGAAGACAGUUUACUCGCAUUUGCUCUCUUUGGACUAUUAUUUGGAGGUCCUCUUCCACACUAUUUUUAUACUUACAUACAACCAUUUGUAAGAAAUCCUUUAAUUCUUUUAUUGAUAGAAAGAUGUUUGUAUACACCAUGUUAUCAAGCAUUAGCAUUGCACAUGCUAUCUCUGUUUGAGGGUAAUAGUCAUAAUGAUGCUUGGAAACAAAUGAAAAAAUUGUACUGGCCAGUGCUCAUGGCAAAUUUAAAAUAUUUAACAUUGUUACAGUAUAUUAACUUAAAAUAUGUUCCACCAGUGCUGCGUGUUCUUAUGGUAAACCUUAUUGGUUUCUUUUGGGCUAUAUAUCUUGCACAACAGCGGACUAAACAUUCAAAAGCCAGUGGUGGAAGAAAAUAA